Molecule: messenger RNA, 1317 nt
Organism: Anneissia japonica
Lineage: Eukaryota; Metazoa; Echinodermata; Crinoidea; Comatulida; Comatulidae
Product: netrin receptor UNC5C-like
Exons: 4
Coding region: 1-1317 (438 amino acids)
Biological process (GO): netrin-activated signaling pathway
Cellular component (GO): membrane
Molecular function (GO): netrin receptor activity; nucleic acid binding
Source: RefSeq, a predicted model, not a curated record
AUGCAAGAAGAGACCAAACAAAGUGUAACUCUUAAACCCCUAAUGGACACCAUCAUAUACGGAUGGCCAGAUAAACCAAAGAAGUUACCAAAAUGCAUCAGAAUGUUUUGGUCAAGCAGAAAUUCAUUAGCAACUGAAGAUGACCUUAUACUACAAGGAAACAUAAUAAUAGUACAAGAGAAACUAAGACCAGGCAUCCUGAAAAUCUCCACACCGACCACUAAGAUUGGAAAACGAAGCACUAGCAUGGCAGUCUUCAAGAGGACCAAAUCUAUAUUCAGUGAGCAUGGUAUUCCAAACAAAAUUGUAAUCGACAACGGUCCACACUUUAGCAGUAUCGAGUUCCGAAAUUUUGUGAACAAUAUAGAGUGUAAAGUCAGAGGGCCACGGGAAGCAGGAACUGACACAUCAUCAAUACAAGAUGAAUACACAGAAAACGCCUACAGUGUUUGUAACAUUGAAAGAGAACAACAAACAAUAAGCUCAGAUAAUAUCACUCACAAACCAAUAACAUAUUACAAGAGGUGCAUUGCAAAGGCGGAAUUAUGGAGCAAACAAACAAGUUUAGGGAAUUAUGAUCAGCAUUCAUUUGCCUGUCCCUUUUUUCGUGCCGGCAUCUUUGACAAAUAUGGCGGAGAGUUACAUUUUGAUGAAGCUGGAGUAAUGCUAUUGGUACCACCUGGUGCCAUCCAACAGUCGACACCUCAACUAAUUUACAUAUAUUUACAUCAUGAACAAAAUGAAAUUUUACCAAUCCCGCCAAACAUGAUGGCGACGAGUCCAGUGGUGUUUUGUGGGCCAUCCGGAAUGGUGUUUGACCAAAGAGUUCUAUUAUCGUAUCAGCAUUGUGCAAAUAUUAAAAAUAAUAACACGAAUUUGAUAACACUGCGUACGGAAACUGAACCCGACCAGUCACCAAGUUUUCACAACUUAUCAGAAGACAAUGAUUCGAUUACCCUUAUAAAAGGCAACACGGUGACGUUAAUGUUGUCUCAUUUUACUGGACAUACUAGUGUUGUACAAUGUGAAGAGGAAAAAGAAACAGUGAUACAUGAAAAAUGGUUAAAUUUGAUGUUGUUUUCGUCACAAAUAAAUGAUGAUGAUUACGAUUUACAACUUCGUCUAUAUUGUGCCAAUCAGACCGAAGAUGCUCGAUAUAUUGUGUUGGAAGAUGAGCGGCUCUUGGAAGGUUCAUUGCGUUCCCCUACCUUCCCGUUUCUUUUUGCAAGUAUAAGCGAUAUAAAUGUUCUCCUAAACUCGGAAGGAAAUUGGAAAGUACGUGGAGGGAAGACUAAACAGGUGAGAUGUUGGAUAUAA